AUGUCAUCGUCCGUCGCAACGCUCAUCGGACAGCACCCGUCGAAUCCUUGCCAAGAGACCCAUUUGGCCUCAGGAAGCUCUAAGGCAUGGACGAAGUCAUACCCACCCAUCACUAACUUGAUCGUUCACUCCAAGAUGCAGGGAGAUCAAGCGACACAGGCGGAUUUUCGGGCUUUCCACCCUGAAUACAAGGAUGACUCUCUUAGGCUCCAAGAACGUGGGAAUGCACCAAACGAGAGAUCCUACAGGUUAAAUACGGAGGAAGAUGGAGUUACGUGGUUUCACACAGAAGUAUCCAACAUCGUCCUGGCUGCCUUCUCAAGGUAUCCUCGGGUUUUACAGACUUCUCACGACAAGCCAAUCUCUGAGUCUCGUGACGAUCACACUGUUGACGUGGCCUACUCUGUCUACUCCGGAAAGACCCGGAAACACGUGGCUAUAGGCGAAUUCAAGAGGGGUCUCAUUGUCCCGGGGGAGUGGCGACGGGGAAAACUUGACACAACACCUCAGAAGAGCUUGUCCAAGGAACUUCGGGGGGCAAAAAAGGUCAAGGGGUUAGAAGACGCGAAAUGCCCUGUGGACUGCUGGGUCCUUCCGCGGGACAACAUACACGGCACCCCCCUACGAUAUGCACUUUAUCGAUUCAUUGUCCAGGGGUUUCGCCGAUGCCAAGGCGAAGCUGCAGUAGAUGUCGCCUUCAACGGGCAAAGACCAUCUGAGCGCUGUUUCUUCAAUGGUGUUCCGUUCUGGAAAGCAGAAGAUGGGACAAAGAUCUCUGAGCCAUGGAACUACCACAGAGUGGUGGAGGCAUCUAAUGGUGCAUUUUAUUGGGCUCGUCCUGGAGGGUUAGAGGCUGUCCAGUAUAAUGACGGCAAUACCGUGUGGGAUACUGCUACCUUUUGGGAAGCCCAGGAACAAGUGGAAGAGGAAGAGGAAGAGGACCUAUAUAGUGCGAACUGA
Molecule: messenger RNA, 960 nt
Organism: Fusarium vanettenii 77-13-4
Lineage: Eukaryota; Fungi; Ascomycota; Sordariomycetes; Hypocreales; Nectriaceae
Exons: 2
Coding region: 1-960 (319 amino acids)
Source: RefSeq, a predicted model, not a curated record